CAAUGACAGAAGGACUCAAAUUUGUUAAAUGUGCUCUUUUGCAACAAGAGAAUGAUCCACUCGAAUACUGCGUUUGCACUCUUCCCAUCCCAUCAAAUAUUGGCAUUCCUCUCUUUCCUUGCGAACUUCCGAAUAAUUUCAAGCUCUUUCAAUCAAAUGAAACAUUUUCAUAAUUAGGAAUGGUAUUUAUACUUUACAUUUCCCCCAGAAAAUCAUGGAUAUUGAAGAAGAAGAAAACCACAAAUUGAUGAGAACAAUCUGUUGCCCUAGUUUGAGACCCUUAACCAUCACAUCCAGGGACUUUUACAAUAACAUUCCAAUUCAAGCAGAAAGAAAAUUCGCCAUCCCUUUUAUUCAAAAAAAUGAAAUGAAGGUUAAAUAUGAUGGCGAAUAUGCAGGUAAAAUUGUAUAAGAGUAAUGCUGCACUUUCAUGAAGGGCAUGUUUCAUUAAUUAUUCAUAUAUGAUAGCAAUGAAUACCUCAUUUAUGAGAUAACUGCAAAUUUGAAAUAAAAGGGAUUGCUAUGCUUUUUGCCCUUCCAAUCUUGCAAUUCCAUUAAAUACUCCAUUAUUGAUAAAAGGCCUGCCGAAGAAUAAUUAAUUAGCGAAAACUACACUAAUGGUCAAAUUGAACAUCUAUUCUUCGGAUGGUCAAAUGAACUAUGCUCCAAGGCUGAUUAAUGUAAUUGAUUAUUAUGUAAUUUCCCUCCUAGAUGGUAUCAAAUUUCCAGAUAGCGCUAGUGAAAAAGACAAAGCACUGCUCAUUAUGUGUUGCAUAUUUAUUGAUUAUUUGUGGUUUGAAAAUUUUUGA
Paramecium octaurelia is the source of this 809-nucleotide messenger RNA. The record is from the annotation of a GenBank genome assembly. Lineage: Eukaryota; Ciliophora; Oligohymenophorea; Peniculida; Parameciidae.